Dermochelys coriacea (leatherback sea turtle) is the source of this 3897-nucleotide messenger RNA. Its product is annotated as zinc finger protein 135-like. Gene Ontology annotation, biological process: regulation of DNA-templated transcription. NCBI's taxonomy places the organism in Eukaryota, Metazoa, Chordata, Testudines, Dermochelyidae. The transcript is spliced from 12 exons. The record is from RefSeq and is a predicted model, not a curated record. The coding region runs from base 24 to 3764 and encodes 1246 amino acids.
CGUCUCCUGAGUGCAUGGAUUAAAUGAGGUUCGGGGCUGCCCAGGGCCCUGGUCUGAUUUCCGGGCAGGAUUCAGAUCUCAGCCACACUGGAGUCAGACCGGAGUCACUGCUGGCUCUGGCAGGGGGUGAGUGCAGGCUGAGGAAUCAAGUCCACGUUUCGCUCCAAAUUGUCCCGUCUUCCAGGGGACAGGGAAGGGAAAUGGCUGUGAUGGGGCCAGCUCAGAUGCCGGUGACCUUCGAGGAGGUGGCUGUGUAUUUCACCAAGGGGCAAGGGGCUCUGCUGGACCCCGCUCAGAGAGCCCUCUACCAGGACGUCAUGCAGGAGAACUAUGAGACGGUGACCUCACUGGGCUUCCCCAUUCCCAAACCUGACCUGAUCGCCCGGCUGGAACGAGGGGAAGAGCCGUGGGUCCCGGAUCUCCAGACCGACAAGGAAAGGGAGAGCCCGAGAGAUACCCACACAGCAGGUGAUAGGACAGUGAGUGAGAACAAAGAGGAGAAUCAGCAGCAGGAUGUUCCUGAGCAAGUGGACCCGCAGGAGACGUUUUUGAGAAGAGCUGAAAGGAAUUUUUCCCAGUGCUUAGAACAGGGAAAUUGGUGCAGGUCAGAGAGGCAGCUGAGAAACUGCUUCAUUUCUUGGGCUGAUGAAUCCAUUCAAUAUGGGGGAGGAUGCAAAGAUCUCAAGGAAACCACAGCCCCACAGACAUAUCACCAGGAAGAGAAAUCCUAUAAACGACUAGAGAGUAGGAAAAGGUUCAAUGUGAGUAGAAAGCUUGUUAAAUGUCGGAGAAACCACUCAGGCGAGAAACCCUAUACAUGCUUGGACUGUGGGAAAACCUUCAGUAAGAGCUCAGACCUUAUUAAGCAUGGCAGAAUGCACACAGGGGAGCGACCUUAUAAAUGCCUGGACUGUGGAAAAACCUUCACUCAGAGCUCACACCUUAUUACACACCAGAGGCUGCACACAGGAGAGACACCUUAUAAAUGCCUUGAGUGCGGGAAAGGAUUCAACGUGAGAUCAAACCUUAUUAAACAUCAGCAAAACCACAAGGGAGGGAAACCCCAUAUUUGUUUGGAUUGCGGGAAAUGUUUCAAUCACAGCUCAUACCUUAUUACGCAUCAGAGACUGCACACGGGAGAGAGACCCUAUAAGUGUUUUGAGUGUGGGAAAAGUUUCAAUCAGAGCUCUAGUCUUAUCACGCAUCUGAGAACCCACACGGGAGAUAAACCCUAUCAGUGCCUCGACUGUGGGAAAAGCUUCAAUGUGAGAUCACAACUUAUUAUUCAUCAGAGAAUUCACACGGGAGAGAGACCUCAUAAAUGCUUGGACUGUGGCAAAAGCUUCAGUCACAGUUCACACCUUACUAAACAUCGGCGAAUUCACACAGGAGAGAGACCCUAUAAAUGUCUUGAGUGUGGGAAAACUUUCAAUCAGAGCUCACACCUUAUUAUGCAUCAGAGAACCCACACGGGAGAGAGACAUUAUAAGUGCCUCGAAUGUGGGAAAAGUUUUGUUCGGCGAUCAGCCCUUAUUACACAUCAGAGAAUCCAUACGGGAGAGAAACCCCAUACAUGUUUGGACUGUGGGAAAAGUUUUAGUCAGAGAUCAGCCCUUAUUAGACAUCAGAGAAUCCAUACAGGAGAGAAACCUCACACGUGCCUCAACUGUGGGAAAAGAUUCAUUCAGAGAUCACACCUUAUCACACAUCAGACAAUCCACAUGGGAGAGAAAAUCCAUAAAUGUUUGGACUGUGGGAAAAGCUUCAAUAACAGCUCCUACCUCACCAAACAUCAGAGAAUCCACAAGGGUGAGAUACAGGUAAUGGAUACCUUUCAGAGGCUGCCACCACAGACUGAGGCCUCACUACCCGGGGCCCAGGUCUCUCAAGAACCAGAGAUUCUGUUGCUGGCCAAGUUAGACAGCGACCGCAGGAAAUUUCACGGCUUCCUGAAUCAGAAAAAUAUUGAACCUGGAGCCAAUCCUAAAUGGGCAGAGCACCAAGAUGACCUGAACCAGGCCGGCCGGAGCUUUGCCGCUGACAUCCAGGCUCUGGAUGGGGACCAGCACUCAGUGCCCACAUGGGGGAGCCAGCUGGGGGAGGGAGCCCAGAGCGUCUGUCUGCAGGGAGAGAGCCUGGGGGGAAUUGGGGUUGACGUGAACUCAAGCCCUUUCUGUAACCUCCCCUCUCGCCCUGACAGGCUGAGGAAUCACGUCCACGUUUUGCUCCAAAUCGUCCCGUCUUCCAGGGGACAGGGAAGGGAAAUAAUGGCUGUGAUGGAGCCAGCUCAGAUGCCGGUGACCUUCGAGGAGGUGGCUGUGUAUUUCACUGAGGGGCAGGGGGCUCUGCUGGACCCCACUCAGAGAGCCCUCUACCGGAACGUCAUGCAGGAGAACUACGAGACAGUGACCUCACUGGGAUUCCCCAUUCCCAAACCUGAGCUGAUCGCCCGGCUGGAAGGAGGGGAGGAGCCUUGGGUCCCAGAUCUCCAGGCUGCCAAGGAAAGGGAGAGCCUGAGAGGCACCCACACAGGCAGUGACUACUGGGUUCUCUCUCUCCCAGUAGGUGAUAGGUCAGUGAGUGAGAACAAGGAGGAGAAUCAGCAGCAAGAAGGUCCUGGGAAAGUGGAACCGCAGGAGAUGUUUUUGAAAAGAGCUGAAUUGAAUUUUUCCCAGGGAUUGGAACAGGGAAAAGCCUGGGGAGUUCGACACAUAUCAGAUAUGCAGCUGGGAAAUUAUCCGAGGAGGAAACUGGAUGAAUCCAUUCAAUAUGGGGCAGCAUGCAAAGAUCCCAAGGAAACCACAGCCCCACAGACAUAUCACAGGGAAGAGAAACCCUGUACGCUUCUAGAGAGUAAGGAAAGAUUCAAUGUGAGUAGAAACCUUGUUACACUUCAGAGAAACCACUCAGCUGAGAAACCGUAUAAAUGCUUGAACUGUGGAAAAACCUUCAGUAAGAGCUCAGACCUUAUUAAACAUGGCAGAAUGCACAUGGGGGAGCGAUCUUAUAAAUGCUUGGACUGUGGGAAAGCCUUCAUUCAGAGCUCAGACCUUAUUACGCACCAGAGGGUGCACACAGGAGAGAGACCUUAUAAAUGCCUUGAGUGUGGGAAAAGAUUCAACGUGAGAUCAAACCUUAUUAAACAUCAGCAAAAUCACACGGGAGGGAAACCCCAUAUUUGUUUGGAUUGCGGGAAAUGUUUCAAUCACAGCUCCUACCUUAUUAAGCAUCAGAGAUUGCACACGGGAGAGAGACCCUAUAAAUGUCUUGCGUGUGGGAAAAGCUUCAGUCACAGUGCACACCUUAUUAAACAUCGCCGAAUUCACACAGGAGAGAGACCGUAUAAAUGUCUUGAAUGCAGGAAAAGUUUCAAUCAGAGCUCACACCUUAUUAUACAUCAGAGAACGCACACGGGACAAAAACCCCAUACAUGUUUGGAGUGUGGGAAAAGUUUUAGUCAGAGAUCAGCCCUUCUUAGACAUCAGAGAAUCCAUACAGGAGAGAAACCCUAUACGUGUUUGGAAUGUGGGAAAAGUUUUAGUCAGAGAUCAGCCCUUCUUAGACAUCAGAAAAUCCAUACGGGAGAGAAACCUCAUACAUGUUUGGACUGUGGGAAAAGAUUCAUUCAGAAAUCACACCUUAUUAUGCAUCAGACAAUCCACAAGGGAGAAAAAACCCAUAAAUGUUUGGACUGUGGGAAAAGCUUCAGUAACAACUCAUACCUCACUAAACAUCGGAGAAUCCACAAGAGUGAGAUACCCUAGAAAUACGCCAAUGGUGGGAAUAGAUUCAGUGGGAACUCACGCAUCAGAGAAUUCCCACAAGAAGGAAAGAUUUUUGACUUUUAAAAAGACCUUUAAUAAAAUCGGUACGUGAAACACAGUGAAAACAAGAAAA